Molecule: messenger RNA, 1552 nt
Organism: Populus trichocarpa (black cottonwood)
Lineage: Eukaryota; Viridiplantae; Streptophyta; Magnoliopsida; Malpighiales; Salicaceae
Product: serine/threonine-protein kinase ATG1t
Exons: 7
Coding region: 80-1042 (320 amino acids)
Biological process (GO): protein autophosphorylation; autophagosome organization; peptidyl-serine phosphorylation
Cellular component (GO): autophagosome; cytoplasm
Molecular function (GO): ATP binding; protein serine/threonine kinase activity
Source: RefSeq, a predicted model, not a curated record
AGAAGAACAAAAAUCCAAGGCAAAAUAUUACUACAACGUUUUCAGUACACUUUUUGUCGACAAUCCAAAACCAACAGAAAUGGAUCUUGAAGCAACAAAGAAUCUCUCAGAAUCUCACUCAAUCGGAAACUACAUCCUGAAAUCAAAACUGGGUGAGAGCUCUUUUUCCACAGUAUGGAAAGCAGAGAACAAAAUAACAGGGGGGGAAGUGGCAGUGAAGCAAGUUUAUCUCUCUAAACUCAACAAGAAUUUGAGGAACUGCUUAGAUUGUGAGCUUAAUUUCUUGUCUUCUGUCAAUCACCCCAACAUCAUUCGCCUUCUUGAUGUCUUUGAGGAUGAAUGUUGCAUGUUCCUGGUCCUAGAGUUUUGUUCUGGAGGAAAUCUAGCUUCUUAUCUUCAACAACAUGGGAGAGUUCAAGAGAAGAUUGCUAAAAGAUUUACGCAACAGAUGGGGGAUGGUUUGAAAAUUCUGCAGAGCCAUCAUAUUAUUCAUAGAGACUUGAAACCUGAGAACAUUCUCCUUUCUGGCAAGGAGAGCGAUGUGGUGCUCAAAAUAGCUGAUUUUGGUUUAUCGAGAAGGGUGCUUCCUGAUAACUAUGUGGAGACAGUAUGCGGAUCUCCAUUUUACAUGGCUCCAGAAGUUCUUCAAUUUCAAAGAUAUGAUUAUAAGGUUGACAUGUGGAGUGUUGGUGUAAUUCUUUUUGAGCUUCUUAAUGGUUACCCACCUUUUCGUGGCAGGACUAAUUUCCAGUUGCUGCAGAACAUCAAGUCAAGUUCAUGUCUUCCUUUCUCUCAACACAUCCUUCCAGGGUUGCAUCCGGACUGUGUUGAUAUAUGUUCAAGACUUCUUUCUGCAAAUCCAGGUUUAGCACAUGGCCUGACCCCAACGAAACAUAUCUUUCUUUCUUCCCUCCUGAUUCAUUUGUGGAACCAUUCAUUUUUUUGUAUCUCUCUUGUUGCAGUUCAACGACUGUCCUUUGAUGAAUUCUAUCAUCAUAAGUUCUUGAGAAUAAAAGGGGUGGGGAAGUAUCAUGGUCAAUAAUAGGUUUAAAACACUCUCCAAUGUUCUACUCUCAUGUCUGCUAUGCCAAUCUUAUAUGUCAUCAAACAUUUACCACAGAUAGUCCCCUGUGCUUUUACUUCACUAUCAUCCCUGAUCAAAGUUAUAUUCAUCAUUUUACAAGGGAAGAGCGAUCUCUCUGUGUCAUCUGCUACAAGAUCAUAGCAAUGGUCCUGGAAUAUUUAUAGGUUGAAGAUAUAAAUGGCUGUGGAAUGCAGUUCAACUAAUUGAAGUGGUCUGUCUGAGUUUAUUUUUUUCGUUUCACCAUGCUUGCUUGGUGUUACAUUUCCCUGGUAAUUCUCUAAUUAAAAAUGGCAUUUGUCUAGACGUAUUUUUUUGUAUUGUAACUAAUAAGUUCAGUGCCUUUGGAGUGCUAAAGCUUGUGAAGCAGCAGUUCAUUGUGUAUACUCUUGUGUAUCAAGUCAUUGUAUAUAUACUACAUUUUUUCCUGAAAAGCUUUUCAAAAAUAUCUUAUGACGGCAUUUGGAAGAA